AUGGCCAAAGUGCCCGAACGUAUCCUCAAGGAGAGCAUAGCCAAACCACCAUACCCAGUCGAAGGUUCAGGCUCCCAAAACUUUUCAAACUAUCAGCUAUACGCAGCCAUCUUUGCCGUCCCUGCCGUAAUCGUAUAUACCCUCCGUCUCCCAUACACCUGGAUCCUCUACAUAGGAAUCAUCACAGCCCUCCCCACAUUCGCAGCAUUCAACAUCAUAUAUGCCUAUCUCGGUGAGCCAAUCCGUCCCCAAACAGGUCUGCCAGGCAAAAGCAUUGAAGAGUAUCUCGAUAUCAAAAACGCUGCUCUAGCUGCUACAUUCAAAGGACGUACCAAGAUCCCCAUGGAAACCUUCUUUGAAAACUACUUUGAUAGUAAGAUUGAUAUAAAGAUGGACAUGUUGGAGUUGCUUGAAGUACGAUAUGAUUGGGCUGCUUUCCAUAUUCAGUGGGGUCAAGCUAAAUUCUUCUUGACGCAAUGGAUUCCGGAAAUGUUGUGGCAUUCGAGAAAGCAGGAUGAGGAUCAGGUUCGCGAUCAUUAUGAUAGAGGAGAUGAUUUCUAUGAAGCUUUCUUGGGGCCAAUGAUGGUAUACACAUCCGGUAUCGUAACAGACACAUCUCGUCGUGAGACCCUCGAAGAGCUCCAAACCAACAAACUGAACCUCAUCUGCUCCAAAAUGAGAGUCACCAAAGAAGACAGACUCCUCGACAUUGGUUGUGGUUGGGGCACUCUCGCAAUCCACGCAGGAAAGACAACAGGUUGUGACGCUACAGGUGUAACCAUUGGACGAAACCAAACUGCUUGGGCUACCCAGAAAGCUGCUGACGCUGGUGUAUCCGAUAAAGUAAAAUUCUGGUGUAUGGACUACCGUGACAUCCCAGCAAGCAACAAGUUUACGAAAAUCACUUGUGUCGAGAUGGCCGAACAUGUUGGGGUAUUGAGAUUCAAUACAUUCUUGACUCAGGUCAGAGAAUUGUUGGAUGAUGAUGGUAUGUUUUAUAUGCAAGUGGCUGGGUUGCGUCGGUUCUGGCAGUAUGAGGACUUUAUCUGGGGUCUCUUCAUGGCUAAAUAUGUCUUCCCUGGUGCUGAUGCCUCGACUCCCUUGAACUGGUACCUCAAUCAAUGUGAAUCUGCUGGCUUUGAAGUUUUGAGUGUAGACACUGUCGGUGUCCACUACUCGGCUACAUUGAUGCGCUGGUACAUCAACUGGCUCACCAACAAGGACAAGAUCGUCUCCAAAUAUGGAGUCAGAUGGUUUAGAAUCUGGGAGUUCUUCUUGGCGUACUCUACUAUCAUCGCACGACAAGGAUCUGCUACCUGCUACCAAAUCACCAUGCACAAGAACUUGAACGCUUUUGAUCGUUCCAAGUUUGUGUCACGUCGCUUAGUAGCAUGA
Molecule: messenger RNA, 1395 nt
Organism: Synchytrium microbalum
Lineage: Eukaryota; Fungi; Chytridiomycota; Chytridiomycetes; Synchytriales; Synchytriaceae
Exons: 5
Coding region: 1-1395 (464 amino acids)
Biological process (GO): cellular response to biotic stimulus
Source: RefSeq, a predicted model, not a curated record